Messenger RNA from Peniophora sp. CBMAI 1063, 1089 nucleotides. Lineage: Eukaryota; Fungi; Basidiomycota; Agaricomycetes; Russulales; Peniophoraceae. The record is from the annotation of a GenBank genome assembly.
AUGGCCAUGCACCCCACUGCAGAUGUCAAGUCGAAUCUAGGCGCCAUCCUACUCGGCGGACUUGUCUCUAUGGUGUUAUCGGGCGUCGUAGCAUGCCAGACAUUCCUUUUCUUUCGCAUAUAUAGUGAUGACAAACUCAAGAUCAGGCUUCUGGUUUGGCUUGUGUGGGUCAUGGACUGCGUGCACUCUGCACUCAUAGCGGCGGCCUUGUGGAAGUAUUUCGCCUUGGGGUACGGAGACAAGGAUCAGACAGAUAAUGUCAAUCUGGAGACAGCGCUCACCCUUGCCUUCACCGCGGUGAUCACCUUGAUAGUGCACCUUUUCUUUGCCUCUCGUGUGUUCAGGCUCAGCAGAUCCAACUGGUGGUGUACGGCGCCCAUAGCAGCCCUCGCCUUCUGUCGCUUGGCUGCAGCCAUUGCAUCGACUUACGAGUUGGGGAGGUUGCAUCGCUAUACAGCGUUCUCAGAACAGUACAAGUGGGUCUUCACGCUCGUUCUUGCUCUGUCUGCGGUUCUGGAUAUCUCAAUUGCCGCGGAGACGGGCUGGUAUUUGCAAACUAGCCGAACAGGCUUUCAUUCCAUGGAUCAUCUCAUUGACGUGCUGCUUUUGUACACGUUCAACAAUGGGGCGCUACCUUCUAUAGCUACCGUGGCGUCGCUGAUCUGCUGGCUAGCGAUGUCCGAUAACCUCGUGUUUCUCGGCAUUCAUUUCUCGGUGGCGAAAUUAUACGCUAUGUCGCUUCUCAUCACUCUCAACACUCGUCACUCAGUCCAUCGGCGCAGUAGAUGCCAGGAGGGAGAUUCGCCUCACCUCCCUGUCUUUCUAUCAAGCUCGAUCGGGCGACUCGGCGGCAAACACGCUUUCCCCUCCAAAGCGGCAAAAUCUCGGCACGGACAAUCGGCGGAGCCGACAAGCACACAAGUCUCCGUCAACGUUGAGCGGACUGUACACUUCGACUUCGCGCCCGGUGAGACCGUGGAAGAUGACUGCGGAGGGCAUCCAAUGCAAGUGGCUGGUGAUAAACCGCCUACAUCCCCAGGCCUUCUGAAUUGCAAUGACGAUCUUGAGAAAACCCCGUCUUCUAUCUGA